Molecule: messenger RNA, 2422 nt
Organism: Lucilia cuprina (Australian sheep blowfly)
Lineage: Eukaryota; Metazoa; Arthropoda; Insecta; Diptera; Calliphoridae
Gene: Mcm7
Product: DNA replication licensing factor Mcm7
Exons: 5
Coding region: 221-2383 (720 amino acids)
Biological process (GO): double-strand break repair via break-induced replication; DNA strand elongation involved in DNA replication; DNA replication
Cellular component (GO): nucleus; MCM complex
Molecular function (GO): single-stranded DNA binding; single-stranded DNA helicase activity; ATP binding
Source: RefSeq, a predicted model, not a curated record
CGCGCUAACACAACAAAAAAUAAAAGCGUGCCGUACUCUGUGUGUGUUAUUUUUUGGUGGUGGAAUGCAGAUGCAAUUUUUCUAAAUAAAAUUAAAGAUUUAUAAAACAUUACUAAAUAAAAAGCCGAGCAUUUAACAACAGCGGCAAGUUUAAACUAAAAUAUAAAAGAAAAUUUUUCACAUAUUAAGUUAAUUUUUUAUAAAUAAAGCGAAAGACAAAAUGGCAAGACGUGAUUAUGCCCAAGAUAGAGAGGCCAUCAAAAGUUUCCUUAGUGAAUUCUGCAAACAAGAUGAUGAAGGUAAAAAACAUUUCAUCUAUGGCCAACAAUUGGUGAAGCUAGCCCAUCGUGAGCAGGUUUUGUUGACUAUUGAUCUAGAUCAUUUGGCGGAAUUCAAUGAGGGCUUAGCCGAUGCUGUUGUUAAUAAUAGUCGGCGUUAUGCCACUAUGUUUAGUGAUGUUAUAGCGGAAAUGUUGCCCAAUUAUAAGGAGCAUGAAGUACAUGCUAAAGAUGCUUUGGAUGUGUACAUAGAACAUCGUUUGUUAAUGGAAACACGCACUAGAAAUCCCAUGGAGCAGCAUGAUCAAAGAAAUCAAUUCCCACCAGAGUUAAUGAAAAGAUUUGAAGUAGGUUUCAAGCCGCAGUCCCAUGUUAAAGCCAGUUCUAUACGUGAAAUUAAGGCAGAACAUAUUGGUAAAUUAGUGACAGUGCGUGGUAUUGUUACGCGUUGUACUGAAGUCAAACCGAUGAUGGUAGUGGCCACUUAUACUUGCGACCGUUGCGGUUCUGAAACCUAUCAACCCGUUAGUUCUUUGUCCUUUACUCCCGUCUCAGAUUGUCCUUCGGAUGAUUGCCGUGUGAAUAAGGCGGGCGGUCGUCUUUAUUUACAAACCCGUGGUUCGAAAUUUGUUAAAUUUCAAGAAGUUAAAAUUCAAGAACACAGCGAUCAAGUUCCUGUAGGUCAUAUUCCGCGUACCAUGACCAUUAUGUGUCGUGGUGAGGUGACACGUCAAGCACAGCCCGGUGAUCAUGUCCUUAUAUCGGGUGUUUAUUUGCCUUUAAUACGCAGUGGUUUCCAACAGAUGGUACAGGGUUUGUUGUCGGAAACCUUUUUACAGGCUCAUCGCAUUAUUUGCAUUAAUAAAAAUGAUGAAAUCUCGGAUAAAGAUUCUGAAUUAACACCCGAAGAAUUAAGUGAAUUGGCUCAAGAUGAUUUCUAUGAACGUUUGGCCACCAGUUUGGCUCCCGAAAUCUAUGGUCAUUUAGAUGUUAAAAAGGCUAUGCUUUUGCUGUUGGUAGGUGGUGUUGACAAGCGUCCAGAUGGCAUGAAGAUUCGUGGUAAUAUAAAUAUUUGUCUUAUGGGUGAUCCUGGUGUGGCCAAAUCUCAAUUGUUGGGUUAUAUUAGCCGUUUGGCUUUACGUUCCCAAUAUACCACCGGUAGAGGUUCUUCGGGUGUUGGUUUGACGGCUGCUGUUAUGAAAGAUCCUCUAACGGGUGAAAUGACUUUAGAGGGUGGCGCUUUAGUAUUGGCUGAUCAAGGUGUUUGCUGUAUUGAUGAAUUUGACAAAAUGGCUGAUGCUGAUCGUACUGCUAUUCACGAAGUUAUGGAACAGCAAACUAUAUCCAUUGCUAAGGCAGGCAUUAUGACUACCUUGAAUGCUAGAGUAUCAAUUUUGGCAGCUGCCAAUCCUGCUUUUGGUCGUUAUAAUCCUAGACGUACUGUGGAACAAAAUAUUCAACUACCAGCUGCUUUGCUAUCACGUUUUGAUCUUUUGUGGUUGAUACAAGAUAAACCAGAUCGUGAAAAUGAUUUACGUUUAGCCAAACAUAUCACCUAUGUACACAGUCAUUCCAAACAGCCACCCACCCGUGUUAAGGCCCUCGAUAUGAAUCUUAUGCGUCGUUAUAUUAAUCUUUGUAAACGUAAAAAUCCUACCAUUCCCGAUGAAUUGACGGAUUACAUAGUAGGCGCCUAUGUCGAGUUGAGACGUGAGGCUCGCAAUCAAAAGGAUAUGACCUUUACAUCGGCCCGUAAUCUUUUGGGUAUUUUACGUUUAUCUACCGCUUUGGCACGUUUACGUUUAUCGGACAAAGUGGAAAAGGAUGAUGUGGCAGAGGCCUUGCGUCUUUUGGAAAUGUCUAAAGAUUCACUCAAUCAAAUACAUGAACAUCAAAAGGGACACAUUCCCAAUACUUCGGAUAAAAUCUUUGCUGUGGUCCGUGAAUUGGCCGGUUCUAGUAAUACCGUUAAAAUUGCCGAUGUUAUGGAUCGUUGUACUACCAAGGGAUUCAAACCCGAUCAAGUUGAUAAAUGUAUUGAAGAUUAUGAAGAACUUAAUGUGUGGCAAGUUAAUAUGGCUCGUACAAAAAUUACUUUUAUGUAAAAUAAUCUUUAAAUAUUGAUUGAUGGGCGUUAUGACAAA